Sparassis crispa is the source of this 573-nucleotide messenger RNA. RefSeq lists its product as hypothetical. The transcript is spliced from 2 exons. The record is from RefSeq and is a predicted model, not a curated record. Bases 1 to 573 code for a protein of 190 amino acids. Lineage: Eukaryota; Fungi; Basidiomycota; Agaricomycetes; Polyporales; Sparassidaceae.
AUGUCGUCCCUCGCCUCCGACCGCUACUCCUGCUAUGAACGCGACGAUAAUGGCGACCUUAUACCUCACGGCGGCACGGGCUACAAGUUGACCCGGGCUGCCUUGGAAGCAGAGCGCGAGAUAUGGUUGAAACGAGCGAAGGCGCGGCUACCCGCCCCUACUACUGAACUUCCCGACAAAUACAACUUCAUGACACUCCCUGACGGUAGUCCGGAUCCGCCUUCGAUACAGUACGGUAUUGCAGUCAAGUUCGACAAACUCCUAUCCUACGCGAAGCAGAAGAACCUCCUAGAACCUGCCGCGUGCAAGCGCGGCGUAGCCCUUACCUCCCUUUCAGACAUGUCCAUCAUCUCCGACGUUAUUGAGACCCUGGAAGUGGCGUGCAACGCCCGUCUUCAUUGGUCUAUACCAUGGGUUCCUGACUACAAUGGGAUGAUUGCUCUUUAUUCGAACUACACAAUGUUUUGGGAGCAACUCGAGGAGGAGCACGAGCAGGAGGUAAUCAAGAUAUUGCAGGAGGAGCUGGGUGUCACAGAGAAACCGAUGUGGUAUUGGGAUAUUUCCAACCAGUGA